UUGCCCUUUGUCUUCUAAAAUGUGUUGUGGAGUCACGCUGAAGGACUCGUACCGGCGCUGACGACUGCCCGUCUGCCAGCACCCGGCUGUUAUCUGUGCUGCUCCCAAACAGGCCUUGGACUCUCCAGCGGGCACGGUGACUCGGCGUGCGCCGACCGACCUCUGGGCCCUGGGCCUGACAUUUACAAGGAAUGUUUGUGUUGUUGGGUUGGAAGACCCGCAAGAGUGUAUCGGAAGUCAGACCGUGUGUCUGUAGCUUUCAUGCUAAUGAGCUGUGUGUGUAUAUUAGCAAGGGUGUCCUCUUUUCGUCUCUGGAGCAAAACGACGUGAAAGACUUUGGGAGCAAGCGUUGGGGUUUAAAAAAACAUAUGAACACGUCUUUGGUACUGAAUGAGUUAAUAGCAACUACCGUCUUUGCUCUUUUUGCCCAAAUAUUUCAACUUUCUUCUUAACUAACUUUGUAUUUUCCUUUUGGGAAUGUGAUGACUUUAUUCCCACAAUGUUACAACUUUUCCACCAACCCAGUUUUCCAAAACGACAUUUUUUUAGGUUUGCUUGUUUCUCAUAUUAUGACAUUUUAAAAAGUAAUUUCUUGAAUAUUUCAACUCCAUGCUACUAAAAUGACGUUAUUUUUCCUCAUUUUACCAGUUUAUUCUUGUAAAAUUACAUCUGUUUUUUUCCAUUUCUCCUGUUUUUCUGAAAUUUUCCAACUAUUUCAGCUUUCUUCUUGGGCAUUUUUUCCUCCUAAUUCCGACUUUAUUCCCAUAAUCUUUUGACUUCAUUCUCAUUACGUUACAUUAUAACUUUUUCUGCAUCCUGAUUUUCUGAAAACUUUAUUUGUUGUUUUGUUUGUGUUUCUCAUACUAAAAUGUAGUUUUUCUGUAGUAUUUCCACUUCAUGCUACUAAAAUGAUGUUAUUUUUCCCCAUUUUACACCGUUAUUCUUUUUGGGUUUCUUUUGUUAGAUUAAUACUUUUUUCUCUUAAUAUUUUGACUUUAUGCUUGUAAAAUGAUUGCUGAUUUUUCAAUUUUUUCUGUUUUUAGUUUUCCUUUUAAAUUAUAUUUUUAGAAUGUGCCACAGGCCAAUUUAAAAAACAGCCUUGGACCCCCGGGCCGCACUUUGGACACCUCUGGUGUGGAGGGAUGGUGUCCAUCUGAUCCAAUGUCGAUAUCAGGUUCCAAUACCAGUGUAAUUCAUGUAUUUGACCUGUCCGAUCCAUGAGUCACUUCUGCUUUAAUGUUGUCAGCAGGCGUAGCUAGAACAAUAUCAGCAGGCGUAGCUAGAACAAUAUAAGCAAACAUAGCUAGAACAAUAUCAGCAAACGUAGCGAGAACACUAUCAGCAGGCGUAGCUAGAACAAUAUCAGCAGGCAUAGCUAGAACAAUAACAGCAAACGUAGCGAGAACACUAUCAGCAGGCGUAGCUAGAAGAAUAUCAGCAGGCAUAGCUAGAACAAUAUCAGCAGGCAUAGCUAGAACAAUAACAGCAAACGUAGCGAGAACACUAUCAGCAGGCGUAGCUAGAAGAAUAUCAUGCUUUUUAGAAUUCUGCAAUGCAGGCCAUUCAUGGAAAAAACGUCAUCAUCAUGGCAUGACAGAUGAGAAGAAGACAAACACGCCUGCACGAGAGCGGCAGAACAAAAACAUGAGAAACAUCAGUCAUUGUGCUGCGAGGAAAGGUCCACACAUCAAGCGUCCAGCGAGUUUGUUCCGAAGCGCUUCCUCACGUUCUACCAGGUGCUUUGUUCUCCAGCUGUCCGGAGGUCAAAGUGCACACUCCAGCGGCUUUGAGAGGGAUUGUUUGACAGAGAAUUGCUGUGGGAAGACUGAUGGGAGUAUGGGAACCUCCCAUUGCACGGGAUUCCAAAAAAAAUAGGACUUCACACCACCUCUCCUAUACAACCAACUAGCGCACGGGUGUCCUUACUUUUUCCCAGCAAGGGCCACACUGUGAAAAAUGUAAGGAUGAAUUUUUGUCAUUUUCCCCCAAAGGAUUACAACGUUAUUCUCGUCAGGUUGCAACUUGUUUUGUUUCUCUUAUUAUGACAUUAUUUUUCCUCAUAUUACAAGACUUUUUUUCCUGUUAGAACAUUUUUUUCAUUUCAUGUUUUGACUUUAUUACCGUAAUAUUGUGACUUUGUCCCCAACCUAAUUUUUCAAAAAAUUACAACUUUAUUCUUUUGUUUUUUGUGUUUACUGUAAUAUUACAACUUAAAAAACAAAACUUCUUGAAUAACUUUAAUAAAUUUUUGGCGUUCCCCAAAUCUGUUGUUUGUUCGUGGAGAACGUAGCUGUGGUGACCAUGAAGGAGUAAGAUCUGGACACAACAUGCGUUGGCCACGGUAAUUACGUAUGUGGGAUGCACGUGUGGCGCACGACACACAUAGGAGUCCGCAAAUGCGACGUCUGACAAAAAUGAACAUUUAGCAGUGUUUCCCCGAGCAUUUUUUGAAGCUGUGCUGGUGGGCUAUUUACUGUUUUUCAACAGCCAACAGAACAUUGCAAAACUAUGGCAAAGUUGCUGAGGGCACUUAAAGUGAGCCUGGUGUCCUAUAAAGAGUAUACAUUGAGAGUCCAGGGUUGUGAUAGUACAGGUGGAUCCAACUUGCAGUGUUAUUCAAGCUACUUUGACAAAAAAAAGGAAAGGUGAUCUAUUUUGUUGGACUUUCCAACAUUACUUUAUUUGCACAGCACUCUGUGUGCUCAUUUGUCAUCGUGUUUGAAUAGAACACUUUAAAACAUGUGAAGCAAGUAUUCUUUGGUGAACGACUCAACAUCAGCUGGCGAGCUACUGCUAGCAUACGAGCUACCUUGGAGACCCCUGUGAUAGCGUCACUAUCUUAAAGCUGGACACUACGUGUUUCUGUUGAACGACUUAGACACACAUAGUGUUUUGAAGACAAGGCAUCAGUAUUCUAAUGCUAACGAGAGCAAGAUUGUCAAGUGACACUUUAGAAAGUAAGUUAGCAUGUACCCCAUGAAUGUGAUAGUCACUUGUAGCUCGCCUGUGGGUAAAAACGAACUAGCUAGUUGCCGCCAGAGAAGCGGUGAGAGCCAGGCAAAAUGUGUAAACGAAGAUGCCAGAAAGUGGAAGGAGAUUGAAAUGUGAGCGAUCGCGCACGCUGGCGUAUAUAAGGUUAGCCGGUGGCAAGCUGUUGUUAGUUGACUGCACAUUUUACAGACGGUUUUUCAUUCUCACGAUGAUAAACAAAUCUGGUCACACAAGCGCAAGUGCCAACCGGGCAGCCAGGCCAUUCCAUUUCACUCUGUUUAGCCCAAAACCUGACACCACAAAACUUCAGAAAGACACACGUCGGCUGUACGGAUGACGCUCAAAGACUUGCCAAGCGUGCAAGUUUGUCUUGCAACCCGAAAAAAACGUAAACGCCCGUAGAGUUUUGUUUGACGUGGCGAGCCUCUGCGGCCGGUCUACGGCUCGAAAAUCACCAAGUCACAUGCGUGCCCUCAGAUCAUUUCUUCUAUUUUGUAUUUUUGUAAAUGUUCGUUUUUAUUUGGUUGGUUGGUUGAAAUAAAGUUCAAUCAAAUCGAAAUCAACAUUGUCGACCAAAUGUCCCAGAGAGUGUGGACAGUUGGGACGAAGGCUCCACAUUUGCCAAAUGGGACAACUGGGCUGGGUGGAUGUGUUUGAGGUGGGCAAGUUUGUUUUGAUUUAAUAAUUGAUGAUGAAUAUAUGAUUCAUUCAUUCAUUUAUUAUUGCAAGACAAGAAACCUUGUGACAAGAGAUCUUGUGACUUACUUGGCUAGCAGCAGGGGUGAGCAAGUGAACGAGUUAACGUAGACGAGUAGCACGAGUCCCGUACAGUAUAAAACCUCUGAGGUUUGAAUGAUUUGAUGAAUGAGUCGAGCUGGGUGACACAUGGAGCCGUGGCUCUCGUCCUUAUUUCACACAGAACCCACACGACGUCAACGGGCAUCCUAGUUCUCGCUUCCACAAACAAGCGCUAAAACACAACACGGUGUAAACGUCCUCAUACAGCACACGCACGCUGAACUAGCAUGCUCUGCUAAACUGCGAGAUUCCUCGUUUAAGAGCAGAUUCUGGUUUUAUUGGCAGUUAAACUGGGAAUAUCAUAGGGCCCUACAUUGUAUUGACAAUUCCUUAAUGAUACCCACCCCCGUUACACAGAAUGCUGGCGGCCCUACAUCUGUUGUUUAUGUUUGAUCAUGUUAAUGAGCGUGUUUAGCUUGACUCAUGGCCUGAAGGCUCAGUGUUUAUUUGCUUGCUGAUCAGUAUCAGUGUACUGUACACUAAUUACAUGCUGAUUUAAUGGAUUUAGAUAUGCAAAUGAGAUACAGGAUCAUGUGAGAUAAUGCCAGAGAGACUUCCUGAUACGGCAUCAUGCUCCGCAGCAGUGGUAGGAAUUUCGGGGCGCUUUUUUUGGAAUUUUGUUCGUCUUCCACAAUCCUUUGGUGAGACAUGAACACACACACACGUCUUUCUUUUUUCUGUGCGUUCCAAAGAUAUAAAAACGUCUAAAUGCAUGUAAAGGGAGACACCUAUUCCGUAACAUUAUAAGCCAAUUUUCCAAAUAUGACAACUUUACUUGUUGUUUUGUUUGUCAUAAUAUUGCAACGUUUAAAAAAAAAAAAAAAAAAAUUGUUUUUUUAAUAUUUCAACUUUAUGCUACUAAAAUGAUGUUAUUUUUCCCCGACGUUAUUCUUGUGAACUUUUUUCUCAUUAGAUUAUGUUUUUUGCUUAAUAUUUUGACUUUAUUCCAGUAAAGUUAUUGCAUUUUUUUCUCUCCAUUUUAUGCUGAUGAUGUUUUUUUUUAGUUUUCUUGUUAAAUGAUAUUUUUAGAAUGUGCUGCGGGGGCCCCCGGGCCGCACCUCAGACACCCCGGGCUUAUUGCGUAUGUAGUUGGCAUUAUCAUGCAAAAAGGUUUAACGGAGCGGCGCAUGGCCCGAGGCAGAAGGAGGCGUGGUGUAAAAAGCUGGCAGUGUGUUGCAGUUGUGGCACAUGAAUGUACAAGGUAGCGUCGCCACCUUCAGGACUGGAGUGGAACACCAUGUUUUGUUUUAAAUGUUAGCGUUUGAGAGUGUGCACUCGAGCGCACGUGUGAAGAAUAGCUUGUGCAGAAUGCGUGGUGUGCUAUAAACAGCCUUGAAAUCGCACAGGAAUGCUCAGUGUGGUCUGGGAGGAGGAGCGGUGCGGCUUUGACUCCGUGCUCGACUUAGUGGCCUGAACCGAGCGGCCGGUUGUUAACCGUCUCUUUCUCCUUUGCCAUCGUCACCAGUGUGCGCUACCUUCUUGUUCCUCGGUCUCCCGCCUCCACCGCGGCCCACCGCAGCCCUGCGGGUGGCCACCCUGCCCCCAGUUGAAGGUCCUGUGAGUGGAACAAGCAGCCAUGUCGCCCUGCUGCCGUCAUGGCCGCACCACUGCCUCCAGCAUCGCCCUCCUCCGCUCUCAGCGCAUACUGGUGCUUGCCGCGACCCUGCUGCUGCUCUGCCCCGUGGACCCGGUAGCCGGUCAGGAGGAGGGUCCGAGCCGGUCUCCUGCCCAGGUGCUGAAGGACCUGUUGGCCCGCUAUGGAGACAACAGCACCAUCACGGUGCCCCAGCUGCGCUCCCUGCUGGCUCUUCUCAGCCAGGGGCAAAGUGGCGGCAAAGAGGGCAACGUGACACCUGUAGCCACGGCGAGCACACCCCCAAAGGCUAACAGCUCCAAGUGCUUGCCUGGGGACACGCUGGCCCUCUACAGCAUGGGUGAGCAUUCUCGCCUGGAUGGGCGGGGCUUGCAGGAGUUGUGCCCCAGCAUGCUGCAGCAGCUGGACGCUGGCGCCUGCCGGGCCCACAAGGAGGAGGAGCCGAGCGGCGAUGCCUCGCCCAGGCCGUCUGAUGCUGAAGUGUGGGGCUAUGGCAUCCUGUGCGUGACGCUCAUCUCGCUGUGCUCGCUGGUGGGGGCCAGCGUGGUGCCCUUCAUGAAGAAAACCUUUUACAAGCGACUGCUGCUCUACUUCAUAGCGCUGGCCAUCGGCACACUCUACUCCAACGCCCUGUUUCAGCUCAUCCCAGAGGCCUUUGGCUUUGACCCCAUGGUGAACUUCUACGUGUCCAAGUCUGCCGUGGUGUUCGGAGGCUUCUACCUCUUCUUCUUCACUGAGAAGAUCCUCAAAAUGCUCCUCAAGCAGAAGCACGCGGGUCACGGCCACAGUCAUUACUCGAGCGCAGACGGCUACUCUGCGGAACGUGAGGCGGAGGAGGGCGAGAGGGAGAAGCUUCAGCAGAACGGCGAGGUCAGCGGUCACGCCGUGGGCAAGCUGGACGCGGGCGAGGGCGAGCUCAUGCUCCACCCCUCACAGACGGCGCAGGACGCUCAGAGCACAGACGGUGGGGGGCGGGCCAACAGGAGCGGCGGCGGCUGCUAUUGGCUGAAGGGGGCGGCCUACUCUGACAUCGGCACGCUGGCCUGGAUGAUCACGCUGAGCGACGGCCUGCACAACUUCAUCGACGGCCUGGCCAUCGGCGCCUCCUUCACCGCCUCCGUCUUUCAGGGCAUCAGCACGUCGGUGGCCAUCUUGUGCGAGGAGUUCCCCCACGAGCUGGGCGACUUUGUCAUCCUGCUCAACGCCGGCAUGAGCAUCCAGCAGGCGCUCUUCUUCAACUUCCUGUCCGCCUGCUGCUGCUACCUGGGCAUGGGCUUUGGCAUCCUGGCCGGGAACAGCUUCUCCCCGAACUGGAUCUUUGCCCUGGCAGGGGGGAUGUUCCUUUACAUCGCUCUGGCCGACAUGUUCCCAGAGAUGAACGAGGUGAGUCGCGAGGAAGAGGACGCAGGCGGCAGCAGCUUCCUCCUCACCUUCGCCAUCCAGAACGGCGGCCUGCUGACGGGCUUCGCCAUCAUGCUGCUCCUCACCACCUACUCGGGACAGAUCAAGCUGGCUUAGCGGUGAAGAAAACGGUCUGCACUUCUUCUUUUUUUUUUUUUUUUGGUGUUUUUUUCUUCUUCUCCACCAUCCUCGUGCAGAAAACACGGCCUCCUCGACUUGCUUUCUUUCGGAGCCGUGGAGAGCUUUUGUGAGCGUCUGUCAUUGUUGAUGAGGAAGUGAGAAGAGCGCAGCUUCUAAACAAACACUGACUAGCUUUCCCAAUGAUGUGAUGAUGUGUACGUACGUACGUGGCCGUGGACAGCACACGCCAAGACAAACGCAGUUAUGGAUGAAGUUCUACUCACACUCGCUACAAGUUAGGCUGGAAUGAAGCUCACCUGUAAAGCGUUUCACCUGAGAUCCCCAACUCGGGGGGUGUCCAAACCUUUUUCCUUCAGCGAGGGAGAGACGGAGAGAAAAAUGAAAGGAUGCGAGUUUAAUAAGUCAUACGGUGGUGUGAAUAAGUGUUGGCCCCCUUCCUGAUUUCUUAUUGUUUCAGCAUGUCUGUCACACUUCAAUGUUUCAGAUCAUCAAACAAAUGUAAAUAUUAGUCAAUGACAACACAACUCAACACAAAAUGCACUUUUUAAAUGAAACGUUUUAUAUUAAAGGGAGAAAAAAUCCAAAGCUACAUGGCCCGGUGGGGAAAAGUGAAUCAUUCCCCCCCAUUAAAACUUAACUGAGAUGAAUUGAGAUCUAUCAGUGUGGAAAAGCUUAUAAAUCCAUUUCUAAAGCUUUGGGACUCCAGCCAACCACAGCGAGAGCCACUAUCCACAAAUGACCAAAACAUGGAACAGUGGUGAACCUUCCCAGGAGUGGCUGGUCAACCGAAAUGACCCCAAGAGCGCAGCGAUGAUUCAUCUGAGAGGUCACAAAAGACCCCACAACAACAUCCAAAGAACUGCAGGCCUCACUUGCCUCAGUUAAGGUCAGUGUUCAGUUGCUGCUGCUAAGGGGGGCCCAACCAGUUAUUAGCUUUAGGGGCAAUCAUUUUUUCACACAGGGACAUGCGGCUCUGCAUUUUUUUCUCCCUUAAUAAUAAAAAGUUUCAUGUAAAAACGACAAAGUGUUGAGUUGUGUUUUCAUUGACUAAUAUUUGCAUUUAUUUGGUCUGAAACAUUAAAGUGACAAACAUGCACAAAAAUAAGAAAUCAGGUAGGGGGCCAACACUUUUCCUCACCACCGUAUGUGGAAAAGCCUAUCAAUAACAUCAACUUCACUCUUUGCUUUUUUCCACCCAAUUUUUGCUGUUUUUGUAAUUUAAUUUUACAACUUUUUUCUUCAAUUUUGUAAAUUUUCUCUUGGUAAUAUUCUGACUUCAUUCCCAUAAUAUUUGACUUUUUUUUUUAAACCUAAUUUUCCAAAAAUGACAACUUUCUUUAGUCUUGUUUGUCAUAAUUUUACUUCUUUUUAAUCUUGAAUAUUUCAGCUCUAUGCUACUAAAAUAACAUUGUUUUCCCUCAUAAUAUCGCCAGCUUAUUCUCGUAAAUUUGCAACUUUUUUUUCUCGUUAGAAUACAACUUUUGAUUUUGACUUUAUUGUUCUAAGAUGAAAAGUUUUUCCACAAACUGAUUUUCCAAAAAUGAUGACUGGAUUUUGUGUUGUUUGUCAUAAUAGUAUGACACUUUUUGAAUACUUGAAUUCUAUGCUACUAAAACGAGAUUAUUUUUCUCCGUGAUACUGUGAGUUUAUUCUCAUAAAAUUACAAUUUUUUUCUCCGUAAAUUGCAACUUUUUUCUCUUAAUAUUUUGACUUUAUUCCCAUAAUAAUAUAACUUUUACCCCAACCAAAUUUUCCCAAAAUUACAAUUUUAUUUUAUUUUGUUUUGUUUCUCAUAAUAUUAUGACUUAAAAAAUAUAUUUUUUCUUUUAAUAUUUCAACCUUAUUUUCCCCCAUAAUAUGGAAUAAGUUUAUCCUUGCAAAAUUGCAUUUUUUUCUCUUAAUAUUUAGAGCUUAUUCUCAGAAAAUGUUAUUUUUCAUUUCUGCUGGGGGCGUUUUCCAUUCUCCAACAAUUUUAGCUUUCUUUUUUGAGAUUUUCUCGUAAUUAUGACUAUCUCAAUAGUAUUUGGACAUUAUUCUUGGAGUAUCAGAACUUUUUCCCCAACUUAAUUUGACAAAAAUGACAACUUUGUUUUGUUUUGUUUCUCGCAAUAUUAUGACUUUAAAAACAAAAUUUUUCUUGAAUAUUUUAACUCUGUGCUACUAAAAUGAUUAUUUUCCUCAUAAUAUUACCAGUUUAUUCUUGUAAAAUUGUAACUCCUCAGUAAAAUAUGACUUAAUUCUCUUAAUAUUUUUGACUUUCUUCAUGUGAAUUUUUUUGUUGUAAUUAUGACUUUAUUCCCAUAAUAUUUUGACUUUAUUGUCAUAACAUUAUAACUUUUUUUGCAACAUAAUUUUUCAAAAAUGACAACAUUAAUUUGUUUGUUUCUCAUCAUUUUCUUAACUUCCAAAAAUUAAGCUUUUUUUUUUUAUUAUUUCAACUCCGUGCUACUAAAAUGAGAUUAUUUUUCCUCAUAAUAGUAUGACUUUAUUCUCGUAAAAUUGCGACUUUUCCUCGUUAGGAAACAAUUUUUUUUUCUCCUAACAUUUUGACUUUGCUGCAAACCAAUUUUCAAAAAAUUGCAACUUUGUUGUAUUAUUUAACAUAAUAUUACAGCUUUAAAAAAAGUGACUUUAAGUUAUUAUUUUAUUUUAUUUUAUUCCAAGCCUAUGCUAAUAAAAUGAUUAUUUCUCCUCAUAAUAUUUCGACAUUAUUCUCGUAGACUUUUUUUUGUAAAAUUGCAACUAUUUUCACUUUAUUUAUUAAAAUUACUGCGGAAUUUUCCAUUUUUGCUGGGUUUUUUUUUAGUUAUUAAAAUUAUAUUUUUAGAAUGUGUCACGGGGGCAAUUAAAAAAAUAAAAAUGUGUGGCCCGCGGGCCGCUUUGGGAACUUGUGCCCUAACCUGCGGUGAGUUGUGUGCAAGACAAGAUGCAGAUGCAGUGUGACUCGUCAAAAAGUGAAAGUGGAAAGUGGACAUCAGACGAUGACUUAAAAACUCCCGUCAUUACUGCCGCUUGACAUUUAAACUGUACGGGAGAUGAUUUAUUGUUUUUUGUUAUUGUUUGUUUCCUGGGUUCGUACUCUGAGCUUUCCACCACAAGCCAUGGGAACGUAUUUUGUGUUUGUUGACUAAUAAGAAAUGCCAUAUUUCAGCUGCUCGUUACGUUAUCGUUCAUACGUGUAACAACGUACUCUUAUCUGAUCACACCUCGUUUGUUCUUUUUCUUUUGUAAAUGUCAUCCGCAUAUCCUGUCUCAUGCCUCAUGAUAUCUGACUUUAUACACGAAAUGACUUUAUAUUUGGCCAAUAAAGAUUUUGGAUUGAU
Dunckerocampus dactyliophorus (ringed pipefish) is the source of this 10248-nucleotide messenger RNA. RefSeq names its product solute carrier family 39 member 14 (gene slc39a14). Gene Ontology annotation, cellular component: membrane. Gene Ontology annotation, molecular function: zinc ion transmembrane transporter activity. Gene Ontology annotation, biological process: intracellular zinc ion homeostasis; zinc ion import across plasma membrane. The transcript has 9 exons. Bases 5366 to 6901 code for a protein of 511 amino acids. NCBI's taxonomy places the organism in Eukaryota, Metazoa, Chordata, Actinopteri, Syngnathiformes, Syngnathidae. The record is from RefSeq and is a predicted model, not a curated record.